This is a messenger RNA of Anneissia japonica, 1493 nucleotides long. Its product is annotated as peptidyl-tRNA hydrolase 2, mitochondrial-like. NCBI's taxonomy places the organism in Eukaryota, Metazoa, Echinodermata, Crinoidea, Comatulida, Comatulidae. The coding region runs from base 55 to 648 and encodes 197 amino acids. Gene Ontology annotation, cellular component: cytosol; mitochondrion. The transcript is spliced from 5 exons. Gene Ontology annotation, biological process: negative regulation of anoikis; positive regulation of anoikis. The record is from RefSeq and is a predicted model, not a curated record. Gene Ontology annotation, molecular function: peptidyl-tRNA hydrolase activity.
UCAACGAAAAUUCGUACUCUACGAAAUGAACCUGUCGAAUAAGCCCCAUGUUUCAUGAGGAAUCUUUGUGUUGGUGUCUUUCGGUUAUUUAAAUUUAAAAUGAGACUUGACGACUUAAUAUCUCCAAUGACUUUGAAUUUAUUUGUCAGUAUGGGAUGUGGUGUUAUGCUUGGUUGGUUUAUGAAGGAAAAGUACAAUAAACAACUUGGCUUACAGAGUGAAGAUGCUAGGCCAGGCGCAUCGACAGGCUCCAGCACGAAGGCCGUGGUUGAUACUGCGGGUGAAGGAGGGGAACAUAAAAUGGUACUUGUUGUUAGAACAGAUCUGAAAAUGGGAAAGGGAAAAGUUGCAGCUCAGUGUUGCCAUGCAGCAGUAGGAUGUUACGCUGAGCUUUUAGAGGGGGAUGAAGAUGAUGAGACCUUGGAGCAAUGGGAAGAAAAUGGCCAGCCAAAAAUAGUUGUCAAGGCCCCUGAUGAGGAAACACUAAUAGCAUUGGCCCAACAUGCGCAAUCCGUAGGCUUAACUGCAUGUCUAAUCCAAGAUGCAGGAAGAACUCAAAUAGCUCCAGGCUCAAAAACAGUAUUAGGUGUCGGCCCAGGUCCAGCUGAAUUGAUAGACAAAGUAACAGGUCAUCUGAAAUUAUAUUGAGAAGCUGAAAUGUGAAAUGAUUUGACUGGAAAUUUUGUUUGAAAUGAGCAGAAACAAGAUACAGGGCUGAUAUCCAAUAGGUGCUCUACAGAAGAUCUUUCAAGAGCCAAAAUCGGUCCAGUUUCUAAAAAAAAAAAGCUGCAAAACUUGCAUCCAUGUUAAUAUAAUAUUGUAUAAAUAUCCACAAGGUAUACUAUUCUUGAUGAGCAAUAUACAAUAAAUAAUACCAUUCCUAUAUUUGCAUUAAAUUGCCUGGUAAUCAAGUUCAGGAUUUGUAGUAAAAAUUUUGCAAUAAAUAAGCAGGACUGAAUUGUUUUGAAAUGUAUCUUAUUGAAGGUUGAUAACGUUUCCAGGCUCCGGGAAAAAGAAACUGAUAUGUUGUACAAAUAAUUAUUUCUAACACUGAAGCAUAAUAAAUAAAAAAUUAGGAACAGUUAAGAUACAGAUUUUUAAAAUUAAAAACUGUGGGUAAAAAGGGUAUAACAAUACCUAAACCUUGAGGUGCUUGAUAUCACCCUUUACUCCUACUACAGUACUAGCAAAAUUAGGAUCUGAACCUAUGGUGGUGUUAUUUUGGUUGCCAAUCGAGCCACUUCUCUCCAGAAUUCAUAGAUUUUAUUCUAUAAUGAUUCUACUUUCUUAUCCUUUAAAUUAAAUUAAAUUCCUCUCUCAAAUUUAAUCAAUGUAAUCCACUUCAUCUUCUGUUGCUCCUUGUUGCUGUGGUGUGCUUACAGUACUUUAAAUUUAAUUUUCUUGUUUCAUGUACCUUUUUCUUCUAGUCUGCUUUGUAGUGUAAGAGUUGCCCUCUGUAAGUAUGGUAUUAUAAAUAAAUAAUGAAUCCCUAA